AUGAAGCUCGUCUGGAGACGACUUGUAUGGAAGCCACUUCACUGGAACUUCGAGAAUUGUUCCAACUUUGGCUUGCAGUGCCAGGUCAUUGGACGUCUCUGGCGUUUGGGCCAGAAGGGGGAGGUGUCCUGGAAAAUCCUCCAAACCCAGUCUACUUUUGACCCCUGGCUUAAGACCAAGAACAUGAGGGCGUACGUGAGCACCGUCGAGGCGGAGGCUGCUAUCGAUGCUCGCAUCACUACAUCUAGUAGGCUUUUCAACGCCAACGCCAGCGCCGGUGCCAACGAAGAGAACGACAAGGCUUUCGGCGACAGGGAGCCUUCAGGUGACUCUUGCGCCCAAGGCGACUGCGAACUUUGCGAGCUGACUGACGACUCUAUCACUACGAUCGACUCUGAUCUCUAUAUGACUUUGCACUCCGUCAACCAAAGCAUUGGUCGUCGUGAAAAGGUGCGAAUGGCCAAGGAAGCUAUUGCAGAGAACCAGAGUCGUGUGCAUUUUCUCAAGUACGAGACGGAAUACCUCGAGAGAAACUAG
Messenger RNA from Colletotrichum costaricense, 537 nucleotides. RefSeq lists its product as uncharacterized. The transcript is spliced from 4 exons. The record is from RefSeq and is a predicted model, not a curated record. The coding region runs from base 1 to 537 and encodes 178 amino acids. Lineage: Eukaryota; Fungi; Ascomycota; Sordariomycetes; Glomerellales; Glomerellaceae.